UUGUGUAACACUGCCGGCUGCGUGGAGUGGGUGGGAUGGAGGCGGUGUCAAUGCAGGGGCUCUCGGAAGGGACGGAUAUCGCUGUGACACUGCCGGGACGCUCUGAGGGGACUGUGUUGGUGUGGCACCGGUGCACGCUGAAGGAGCCGGCGGAAUCAGGUGGCCAUGGGGAUGUGGGCGUCUCUGGACCCGAUGUGGGAGAUGCCGGCCGAGAAGCGUAUCUUUGGGGCCGUGCUGCUCUUCUCCUGGACAGUGUAUCUCUGGGAGACCUUCCUAGCACAGCGGCAGAGACAGAUAUAUAAAACAACAACUCAUGUACCACUGGAGUUAGGACAGAUCAUGGAUUCAGAAACAUUUGAGAAAUCUCGACUUUAUCAGCUGGAUAAAAGUACCUUCAGCUUCUGGUCAGGACUCUAUUCAGAAAUUGAAGGCACUCUUAUUCUUCUCUUUGGAGGAAUCCCUUAUCUCUGGAGACUUUCUGGUCGGUUCUGUGGCUAUGCUGGCUUUGGACCAGAGUAUGAGAUCACUCAAUCCUUGGUGUUUCUGCUGAUGGCUACACUGUUCAGUGCAUUGACUGGUUUGCCAUGGAGUCUUUAUAAUACUUUUGUGAUAGAAGAAAAACAUGGUUUCAAUCAACAGACUUUGGGGUUCUUCAUGAAAGACGCAAUCAAAAAAUUUAUUGUGACUCAGUGCAUUUUAUUGCCUGUGUCUUCACUUCUACUUUACAUUAUUAAAAUCGGUGGUGACUAUUUUUUUAUUUAUGCCUGGCUGUUCACAUUAGUUGUUUCUCUGGUACUUGUCACAAUCUAUGCUGAUUAUAUUGCCCCUUUAUUUGACAAAUUCACACCUCUGCCUGAGGGAAAGCUUAAACAAGAAAUUGAAGUAAUGGCAAAGAGUAUUGACUUUCCUUUGACUAAGGUGUAUGUUGUUGAAGGAUCUAAACGCUCUUCCCACAGCAAUGCCUAUUUUUAUGGCUUCUUCAAGAACAAGCGAAUAGUUUUGUUCGACACUCUACUAGAAGAGUAUUCUGUAUUAAACAAAGACAUCCAGGAGGAGUCUGGCAUGGAACCCCGCAAUGAUGGAGAAGGGGACAGUGAAGAAAUAAAAGCUAAAGUUAAAAAUAAGAAACAAGGAUGCAAAAAUGAGGAGGUGCUUGCUGUACUAGGCCAUGAACUGGGGCAUUGGAAGUUGGGACACACAGUGAAAAAUAUCGUUAUUAGCCAGAUGAAUUCUUUCCUGUGUUUCUUCUUGUUUGCUGUAUUAAUUGGUCGAAAGGAGCUUUUUGCUGCAUUUGGUUUUUAUGACAGCCAACCCACUCUAAUCGGACUAUUGAUCAUCUUCCAGUUUAUUUUUUCACCUUACAAUGAGGUUCUUUCUUUUUGCCUAACAGUCCUAAGCCGCAGAUUUGAGUUUCAAGCAGAUGCAUUUGCCAAGAAACUUGGGAAGGCUAAAGACUUGUAUUCUGCUUUAAUCAAACUAAACAAAGAUAACUUGGGAUUCCCAGUUUCUGACUGGCUGUUUUCAAUGUGGCAUUAUUCUCAUCCUCCACUACUAGAGAGACUUCAAGCUUUGAAAAAUUCAAAACAAGACUGAGUUGUCCAGGGUCUGCGACUGAAGACAUUUCUGAUUAUUUCUGUCCUGGCAGCAUGUUCCGGCUCUUGAUGUUUUUAAACUUUUUUUUUUUUUUUAAAGAAAAAUUAUUAAGUACAGAAAAGCCCAGAUUUAAAUACAUUUAAUAUCUCAUUUCAAAAAUUAUUUUAAUAAUCCAUUUCUUAAAACACUGGAUACAAUUUUAAGGCUUAAUGUUUUUAAAGGUAUAGUUUUAUCUUUAACGUCGAAUUUACCAUCAGCUUGUGAAGUUAUUUUAGAAAAUACAGAACUUGUUUUAUUUCCACACUUACACAGCAUCUGCAUAUAAGGUGUUUGGGGGCAUACACGCGUAUAUUUAAAAGAGGACACCUGAGUCCUCUGUAAUGCAGAACCAGUGGCACCCAGCUGUGCUCAGAUCUGUCGAGACUUGUUUUUACUUUCAUACUUAGGAUUUAACCUGGCUAAUCAGUGUUUUAAAUAAGGAAGAAAGAUAAUAAUUGGUAAGUCUGAUGUCAUUUAAAUGAAAGUAGUCAAAAAUAUGCCCCACUGUUCUACCAAAUUUCACUGUUCCCUCUCUUGGUGUACGUACCAAUCAGGAAUUUCCAAUUGUGUGUUGAAAUUAGAAAUUAUGUAUAAAAUGUUUCAAAUCACUGGGUGAUAUUUUUAAGAAAAUCUUAGUCUUUAUCUUUUCUUCCACCUGGUGGGUAUGAUCCCAUAAGGGGUAAACUAGUAUUUUUCAAAACAUUCAGCUUUUCCCUCCUUCAUACACUUUUAUUCACUAGGUAGCGCAUACUUUCACUUAGCACACAUAUUGCCAUAUUGAACAGGUUUUGCUAUUUUUAAAGUGGCAGAAUGUGGAAAGAAGAAGAAAUGACAUUUUAAGAGACAUAAGGGUGAAAUACUGACAAUUCUCUUAUGGUAUUAUAGGAAAAAAUAUAGUUUUCUAUAUCUCUUUCAAGGACAGAAGAGUUUCAGUUUUUAUUUUUGUAAUUUUUAUCAAUAAGUCCUCAGUACUAUUUAAUCAGGCCUGAUUCUAUUUUUGAAAAUUACAGUUAUUGAUAGGCAGAUAAUUUUUCUUUUCAAAACAAAUGUCUUGAAAGAUUUCUUUUCCAGUUUUCAAAGCUGCGUGUUUGACUGCUUCAAAUCUGUCGCUUCCUGAAUGAGAACUCUUUGUGCCUAAGCUCCCACCCACCGGUAAAACUUGCCUUCUGGGCAUUUAUUCCAAAGUGGGAUCAACUGUGCACCCUUGGUAUCUGGUCAGAAAGUCUUGCUUAACUCAUAUUUGGGUGAUGUCUUUACAUGGAAAUGUAAUAAAAUAAAGCUCUAGUUUAGUACUGCAUUAUUUAUUUUCCUAUGGCUAAAGAGGAGUAGUCCUCUGAUUUUAUCCAGCACCCUUUAUCGUGAAUUCAGGCUGUGAUAACUGCCUCUCCUUCCUUCUGUGCCUUUAAAUAUAAAUUUCAGUUCUGCACAAGUGAAACAUUAAAAAUUGCCAAUGCAAGUUGA
Messenger RNA from Rhinolophus ferrumequinum (greater horseshoe bat), 3093 nucleotides. It is a transcript of the gene ZMPSTE24, whose product is annotated as zinc metallopeptidase STE24. Gene Ontology annotation, cellular component: endoplasmic reticulum membrane. Gene Ontology annotation, molecular function: metalloendopeptidase activity. Gene Ontology annotation, biological process: CAAX-box protein processing. Bases 166 to 1593 code for a protein of 475 amino acids. The transcript has 10 exons. The record is from RefSeq and is a predicted model, not a curated record. Lineage: Eukaryota; Metazoa; Chordata; Mammalia; Chiroptera; Rhinolophidae.